AGAGGUGUUGCACAGAGUGCCGAGUGGAGAGAACAACUCCUUGGAUCGCUUGUGCGCAAAAUCCACCCCUUCUCUCCCCUCUUUCUCCUCCAGCCUCUGGAUCCCGCACUGCCCUCCCUCCCCCUCCCUCCAGCGGUGUGGGGCUGGGGACUAGCGCCCGUGCUCAUGAGGUGGGAGAGGGCUGCCAGCAGAGGAGAACGCCAGAGGCUCAGUUCUCCCCUUCUGCCUGAUGCUCCUGCCUGGAUUCGCCAGGGCUGGGCUCCGUCAGGAAUCGCCGGAGCUGGCAGCGGCUGGAGGAAGCUGCUAAGGCGCGCGCGGCUCCUGAAAAGUGCCUGCGCUCGCGGUGAACCUCCCAACGUGGUCCCAGCCGGCGGUCAGCACCAUGGACAGCGGCGCCGUCCCCAGGAGCCCCGGCAACUGCUCUGACCCCUUCGCGCACUCUGCAAGUUGCGCCCCAGCGGCACCGAACCCGGGGUCCUGGGUCAACUUCUCCCACAUGGAUGGCAACCUGUCCGACCCGUGCGGUCCGAACCGCACGGCGCUGAGCGGGAGCGACAGCCUGUGCCCUCCGACCAGCAGCCCUUCCACGAUCACGGCCGUCACCAUCAUGGCCCUCUACUCCAUCGUGUGCGUGGUGGGUCUCUUCGGAAACUUCCUGGUCAUGUAUGUGAUUGUCAGAUACACCAAAAUGAAGACAGCCACCAACAUCUAUAUCUUUAACCUUGCUCUGGCCGAUGCCUUGGCGACCAGUACCCUGCCAUUCCAGAGUGUCAAUUACCUCAUGGGAACAUGGCCGUUUGGAACCGUCCUCUGCAAGAUCGUCAUCUCCAUAGACUACUACAACAUGUUCACCAGCAUAUUCACGCUCUGCACCAUGAGCGUGGAUCGCUACAUCGCCGUCUGCCAUCCUGUCAAGGCCCUGGAUUUCCGCACUCCCCGCAACGCCAAAAUCAUCAAUGUCUGCAACUGGAUCCUCUCCUCAGCCAUCGGCCUGCCUGUGAUGUUCAUGGCGACAACAAAGUACAGGCAUGGUUCCGUAGAUUGCACACUAACAUUCUCUCACCCAGCCUGGUACUGGGAAAACCUGCUGAAAAUCUGUGUUUUCAUCUUCGCCUUCAUCAUGCCCGUCCUCAUCAUUACGGUGUGCUACGGACUAAUGAUCUUACGCCUCAAGAGUGUCCGUAUGCUCUCUGGCUCCAAAGAGAAGGACAGGAACCUUCGGAGAAUCACCAGGAUGGUGCUGGUGGUCGUAGCUGUGUUCAUCGUCUGCUGGACCCCCAUUCACAUUUACGUCAUCAUUAAAGCCUUGAUCACAAUCCCAGAAACUACUUUUCAGACUGUUUCCUGGCACUUCUGCAUUGCUCUAGGUUACACAAACAGCUGUCUGAACCCAGUCCUUUACGCAUUUCUGGAUGAAAACUUCAAGCGAUGCUUCAGAGAGUUCUGUAUCCCAACUUCCUCCACCAUUGAGCAGCAGAACUCCACUCGAAUUCGUCAGAACACUAGAGACCACCCCUCCACGGCCAACACAGUGGAUAGGACUAACCAUCAGCUGGAAAAUCUGGAAGUAGAAACUGCUCCAUUGCCCUAACUGGGUCUUCCUGUCAUUGAGACCCUCACUGAGCUUAAUGCCACCAUCUUAUGUGGAAGCAGGUCACUGCCCGAGUGUGUGGGAAGCUUUCAUGUUCUAGGAAUGUGUCUGCUCUGAGUCAUCAAAACUUACUCCUCUCUGGUCACUUCACUCUGCAUCAUUAGAGAGACAUCCCAACUAAGGCAAGCACUGGGAAGGAAAGAACGACUAAUGCGUCCAGCCUGUGUACAUAAUCACAAGGAGAUGCCCAAUGGGACCAUAACAGGCUACCGUCUGUAAAUUCAGGUCGUCAUGGAAGAUGAACUUUCCGUAGGUAAUAUUUUUUUCAAGCAAAUAUUUAUGGCCUCAUCCAAGAAAAACCACAGAUUGCUUAAUUCACCAUAGUAACACGUGACGUAAAUGCUACCUCUGAUCAAAGCACCUUGUGUGGACAUCCAAGACUUUCUGGUCUUCUGUAAGAUAAUACUUUGCUUUGUUUUUGACCUUUAAUGUUAACCUUAAAAGUAUCUUCUGGAUAAGACUUCAUUUCUACCUUUGUUUCUUGGUUCUAUAUUUUAAAGAAAAACAUCUCCAUUAUUGCCAGGGAAGAGAUUAACAUGAAAGGCAAUCUGAAACCCAGGAAUGUGUCAGCUGCAGAAAGGUUGGUUCUUGUGCAUUGCAAGUGCUUCCUAAGCGUUCAAAAGGGAAGAGGGGUCAAUAAACUCAUCAUUUUAUUAUGCAGGAAGUCAAGCAUUACCAUGUACUCUUCAUUUCUCAGUAGUUUCUCCACACAGCGUGCUCCUUUUACAUAUAAUUUUCUUUUGUUAACGCUGCUCAGAAUACUUGUGCUUUUUGAAUCAGAGUGAUAAAUUGACAGAUGUUUUUGUUGAC
Messenger RNA from Myotis davidii, 2461 nucleotides. RefSeq names its product opioid receptor, mu 1 (gene OPRM1). NCBI's taxonomy places the organism in Eukaryota, Metazoa, Chordata, Mammalia, Chiroptera, Vespertilionidae. Gene Ontology annotation, cellular component: membrane; neuron projection. Gene Ontology annotation, biological process: sensory perception of pain; G protein-coupled opioid receptor signaling pathway; neuropeptide signaling pathway. Gene Ontology annotation, molecular function: G-protein alpha-subunit binding; morphine receptor activity; G-protein beta-subunit binding. The coding region runs from base 383 to 1591 and encodes 402 amino acids. The record is from RefSeq and is a predicted model, not a curated record. The transcript is spliced from 4 exons.